This is a messenger RNA of Talpa occidentalis (Iberian mole), 988 nucleotides long. RefSeq names its product olfactory receptor 51I1. Gene Ontology annotation, cellular component: membrane. Gene Ontology annotation, molecular function: G protein-coupled receptor activity; olfactory receptor activity. NCBI's taxonomy places the organism in Eukaryota, Metazoa, Chordata, Mammalia, Eulipotyphla, Talpidae. The transcript has a single exon. Gene Ontology annotation, biological process: G protein-coupled receptor signaling pathway. Bases 41 to 985 code for a protein of 314 amino acids. The record is from RefSeq and is a predicted model, not a curated record.
UUGGGCUCAUUCCCACUCUGUAUUCUCCCACCUUCCGGCCAUGCUGGGCCUCAAUGGCACCCCCUUCCAGCCAGCCACUCUCCAGCUGACAGGCAUUCCUGGGAUGCAGACAGGUCAAGCCUGGAUUGCUCUGUUUUUCUGCAUCCUCUACCUGAUCUCCAUCAUAGGCAACCUCAGCAUCAUCACGGUGGUGAUUCGGGAGCCUGCUCUGCACCAGCCCAUGUACUACUUCCUCUCUAUGCUUUCUCUCAAUGAUUUGGGGGUGUCCUUCUCUACACUGCCCACAGUGCUUGCGACCUUCUGCUUCAACUACCGCCAUGUUGGCUUUGAUGCCUGCUUGGUUCAGAUGUUCUUCAUCCACACUUUCUCUUUCAUGGAAUCAGGUAUAUUGCUGGCCAUGAGCUUCGACCGUUUUGUGGCUAUUUGUGACCCACUACACUAUGCAACUGUGCUCACCAAUAGCCGCAUCUUGGCUAUGGGAUUGGGCAUCCUUGCCAAGAGUUUUACCACUCUCUUCCCUUUCCCCUUUCUGGUGAAACGACUGCCUUUCUGCAAGGGGAACGUUUUGCAUCACUCAUACUGCCUCCAUCCAGAUCUCAUGAAAGUGGCAUGUGGAGAUGUGCGUGUUAACAACAUCUAUGGGCUCUUUGUGGUCAUCUUCACCUACGGCAUAGACUCAACUUUUAUCUUACUUUCCUAUGUGUUGAUCCUCAAAGCUGUGUUAGCUAUUGCAUCUCAGGAGCAGCGACUCAAGGCACUCAACACCUGCAUGUCACACAUCUGUGCAGUGCUGGUCUUCUAUGUGCCUAUAAUUGCUGUGUCCAUGAUCCACCGUUUCUGGAAAAGUGCCCCAGCAGUUGUUCAUGUCAUGAUGUCCAAUGUCUACCUAUUUGUACCCCCAAUGCUCAACCCUAUAAUCUACAGUGUGAAGACAAAGGAGAUACGCAGAGGGAUCCUCAAGGUCUUUUAUAAAACCCAGAACUGAGGA